Molecule: messenger RNA, 5140 nt
Organism: Patiria miniata (bat star)
Lineage: Eukaryota; Metazoa; Echinodermata; Asteroidea; Valvatida; Asterinidae
Product: autophagy-related protein 23-like
Exons: 28
Coding region: 312-4451 (1379 amino acids)
Biological process (GO): signal transduction
Molecular function (GO): protein binding
Source: RefSeq, a predicted model, not a curated record
UACAUGCGUUCUCGCAAGCCCGAUGAACUAUAUGUUCAAUAAUCAUUUGCAUGUGAAUAACAAUUCAUCACUCACUAGCACUGCAGUACAAUAAAUCAACGAACUGAAUGCAUAUUUUAGUUCAAAUGUCACAAAUUUCUGGGAGGCAUAGGCUAAGUCUAAGAGGUGACCUACAAGCAUCGUGUUAGCUGAAGCGGUGAAGCUCAUCAGAUAACUUGAUUCAAGAAGGAUACUCAGUCAUACUUAGCCAAAAUAAUAUGCAAGAACUUGAAGAAUGUAGCAUCUUCACUGGCCCCACCUAAACACCAACUAUGUUCAGUAAGAAGAAGAAGAAAGCAGCAGCACUGCCCCCCAGUGAUGCAUUGCCCCCCACCGGUACCCCGCCCCUGAACAAUGCCGCCUCGCCGAACACCAAGAAAUCUGCCAAAAAGGACAAGAAGAAGAAGAAGAAGAAUGAAUCGAUCAAUUCUGCCGACAGCCCGUCCGUCACGCCAAAGAAGAGAGGCUUCAGAUUCGGGAAGAAAAACAAAGCGCCUACGACUCCGUACAACGACACGUUGAGUGUUGCCAAUGAUUCCAUCGGCGACAGCAGCUCGCUGUACCAGUCCGGAAGCAAUGCAGAUCUGAACUCGACAAGGCACAGCAAUGCAGCGUCAUAUUCCUCGAAUCAAAGCCCCCAGCACGGAGACUUCAGAAGUCCAGGUUUUGGAUCACCAACGAGCCCUUCAGACAGCGUGACGACAGGCAGUGCUUCGGGGUCUUACCAGGAGAAUCAGAGCUACGUCAGUCACGGUUACCAAGACAGGGACUUGGAGUUUUGGGACGAGGCGGACGUGUUGCAGUGGCUUGGGGAUCAGGGACUGGACUAUUUUGUGGAACUCUUUGAUGGCUGUGAAAUUGAUGGGGAGUAUCUACUGGAAGUUGCAGAGGAGGAUUUGAUUGACCUGGACGUGGAUGAUGCAGCUCUCAGAAAGAACUUCCUAGAUGCUGUCCAAGGCGCCCGUAUGAAACAGGCAAACAGCAAUUUUCCCACCCUGGACCAGCAGCUGUCAGCUCUGGGUCAAACCGCUGACAAACCAAGCCAGGACGUAGCCAAGAAACUCACCAACAACAUAUCAGAGGCAUCCACCGUGGCUGUGUCCGAUGUCAAAGAUUCUCCAAGAAAUAUGAGCCCACCGCCCAAACUGGUGCUUAGAAAACCUUCCCCUGCAACUGAUUCUGAGUCAGACUUCGAUUUUGAUUCCGAUGAUGAGGGUGACCCUCUGGACGAUCUUCCUGACAACAGUAACAAAAAGAGAGUCUCGGACGAUAAUGAUUCUUCCCCAAGAAGCCCAAUUAACAAAUCAGCAGCACCAAGAGGCAGCAUCAAACAAACCAAAACUCCCAAAAGCGUGGUUGACGAGACUGACAGUCCAAGAAGUCCCAUCAACAAGGUUGGUGGUCUUGGAAGCCCUACCAACAAGCCUUCGGGUGGGUCAACAUCUCUGAAUUCUCAAGAAGAACAUCCUCAGAAGUCAUCAACUCCGGCCAGCACAACCGCAGUUUCCGAGACCCCAACAAGCCCUACCAGGACUGCACCUCCAAAGAGCCGAAGCAGCAACCUUCAGAGUCCCCGGAGUCGAUCAGAUAGCAUCGUGACGAGUUGGUCCGAGAGAGAUGUGCUCACUUGGUUACAGGAAGCCCAGCUGAACCACCUCAAGAAGCACUUCAUUGAACACAAAGUAACAGGAACACAGCUACUCAACAUUGACAUGCAACUCCUAGAUUCUAUGGGAAUCACUUCAGAUGAUGACAGGGAACUUCUGCUGGCCAAGCUCUACGAGCUGAGCAACCCUGCCGCUAACAUGCCUGAAAAAGACCUGAUCAGUGCUUUGAACAACACCAGCGGCUAUGAGCACAGGAAGUACAUGGCCGCUAUGAAAGUCCUGCAGUCGUCGGACAGCGAAGAAGUCCAGAUUCUGCCGCCCGAAACGUUGGUGGUGCCGGACUCGUUCAGCAGCGCGAGCCACAGUGCGAGCCGUAGCGCGAGCCGUAGUGCAAGCACGGCCAGUGACCAGGGGAAGGGAGAGGAGAAAAAGAAAAAAGGAGGGUUGUCCAAGUUGAAGGGUGUCAUCUCGCCCAAGAGAAGGGAAUCUCGGGACUACAACUUGGUCCAGGUCUGGACGGAUAUCAUGAGAUCAGGUGUUACGACAGUGUCGAUGCGGCUGACAGAUUUUGAGAACGUCCAGGACUUGAUCAGGCUGUGCCUGGACCAGCUAGGCCUGGUGGAGGACUGGAGGCUGUAUUGCAUCCUGGAUGCUGCUGGAUCCUUAGCUGAUCGCAAAGACAAAGGAUUUGAGAGAGUGAUGGAGGAUGGGGAGUGUCCUGUCAUCAUUCAGCAGGACUGGCCGGAGAAAACACCGCGACACUUUGAGCUGCGGCAGAAGCCGGCCCAAGGGGGCUCAGUUAAGGUGGUGUUGCGUCUCAACGAUGAGAAGCCCAAGGGCAAGCUGCUGGCCAUCUCCCUGUCCACACCGGCCAAGGAGGUGGUGCCUCUAGGCCUGAAGAUAUUUGGUCUCACGGAUGCUGACCCUAAGAAAUACUGCUUACUGGAGGUGGAUAAGGCAGGAGAUCUGCACAAUGUAGAUGCAGACUCCAUCCCGUUGCAGUUGGACUCCCACGCCUUCGUGCUGUGUGAAGUUGCAAGCAAAGAUAGUCAGCUGGCCCUGUAUGAAGACAAGGACGGAACCGAAGAGGAACUGAAGAUACAGCGAAACGACUCGCAGACUUCCAAAGCCUCCUCCAAAGUCUCCUUCUCAGGGCUCAGUCUAGGGUCGUCGGCAGGUUCGGACGACCUGCUGGCCUGGUUGCGCAUAGACGACAAAAAACUCAGCAAACUGGAGCAAGAGAUGGCAACGAUUGAGGAAUCUCUGGGCCAAUCACAGGCAGGCACCAAAGAUGCAAACAGAUCGAGCACGCAGGAGAAUAGCUCUUCCAAAGUACUGUCUUCUCCACAAGCAGCUGACAAGAAAUCUGAGAUAGACACAAAAGAACAAGAUGCCAUUAUAGAUGCACUCCGCCAAGAGAACAAAACCUUGCAGGAAAAAGCCAAACAGCUUUCAGUUGUGCAGAAGGCCCUGAGUCAACUCGAUCAGACCUACAAGCGAAACGAGACUGAUUCCAAACUACGUGUGAAGGAAAAGAGAGCGUCUCUAACCGCUGAAUCAGCAGAGUCUUUGCCGAAGGCCGUCGUCGACAUUCAGAGCCAACUCCAUCAAGUGGGAGAAGAGAUGAACACCAAGAAACUCAACAUCCUCAAAAUACAGCAGCAACAGAAGCAGAUACAGGCUAGGGGUCUGGAGGGCCUUGAUGGCAGCAUUCAGCAGGCCGAGCUGGAAUACCGCGUGGCUCUUGAGGAGUCCUCCAUGCUGACAUUACAACAGCAGCAAGCACAGCUACUAGCCACGCUGGAACUCACACUGACUGAUCAUCAGGUCAAUGUGGAAAAGAGAAAGGCAGGCGAGCAGUCUCAACCGCUCUUCCAAAGUCUGCAACCCGGACAGGACUACUCCCUCUUCACUGUCCACCAAUCACGAGGCAAGAGGAGUUGGGACUUUACACUGACAGCCAAUCAGAGCGGCCGGGGAGCGGUGGUGCAGAGAUGCUCAGAGAACAGUCAGAUGAGAGUGGGAGACAGGUUAUUGGAAUUGAACGGGGAGAACAUCGCCAGCACACCGAUAUCCGAAAUCAACCACAGUUUAGGCAGCAAGUCGCAGGCUCGGCUAGUGUUAUUAAGAGAAUCGGAUGAAGCAGACAGGGUACCAGACCUGGAGGAGCUGGAAAGACUGCAUGAGCAUCUUGAAGCAGUGGAAAGAGACAACGACAGACUGAGGGAAGACAGUAAAAGGGCAAAAGGGUUUGAAUCUCAGGCAAGGCAAGCAACUCAAUUACAAAUCAUGGUGCAGCAACUUCAGGCACAGCUCUCCAAUUCAGAACUACGGGCUGAGAAGUUGGAACAGCAACUUGUCGACAAGGACAACGAGCAGCUCUUGAGACAGAUACAGGACGAUAAACACAAACUACAGAUGGAGGUGAUCAGAUUGCAGGAAAACAUUUGCAAACUGGAGGACACACUGGAUGAAAAGACGAACGAGUUGUCACAGGUCUGCCAGGAGAGGGACGGUGUCAUCGAGGAGCUGAUGAACAAGACAGAUGAGAACCAGACGUCUUCGUCUCAUCAUCUCAUCAGCGAGGCUCUAGAGGAAGGCUUGCCGCUCUGGGAGGCACUCAAGUCUGCCUCCAAGUCAGAGAUACUGGAGGUCCUCCGUGAUGAGUUAGAGGAAGCCGGUCGUCAGAAGGAGUACCUAGACCAGCUGUACACCCUGAUGCUGGAGAGAGCUCCUAGCUUACUAGCAGACCUUGAAGAGAACUUUGAUGCAAGUGAGUUGUCAGACAAUGAAGAGUUCUGCUAGUACGCAGCCACAGUGCAAUGCCCAAAUGAGACGUCUGUAUUCUACAACAAAUUCUGCCAAGUGAGAACAAAAGUUCAUACAAAUACUUUCAUCGACCAUUUAUAAAUAUAUCAUUCCAAAUACAAGUAAAUAUUAGGUGGUUGGGCAAUACUCUAUUUUCUUAUUUAGUAAAUGAAUUAAUGUGUUAAAUAAGGGAAUAAAUGUGUGCUUUGCCUUCGGCUUGUUUAAUAAACGGACUUGUUUAGUACCGGCCAAAGCACAUUUUAUUCCAAUUCAUAAAUACCUGUUCGGUCAUAGAGUCAAAACAAGCCAAAAAUUGUAAAUUUUCAACGAUUCUGUUCAACAAAUUUACUUCAUGUUUUUUGGAACACCCCUCUAGCUAUGUUAUGGUUUGCCCAUUUCAUGAGUAGUCUUAAACAACUCCUGUUGGAACUAGGGAUUCUGUGUUUACAGGGUUAAUGCAGAAUUUUUCUGCUGGCGCGGUUAGCACAAAAUGGUGAUCGUAAGCGCAGAAUUCUGUGGUUAGCAGCGCCAUGAAAUUGGGCCCAGAUGUGGCUGGAUUCCUGCCAUUCAACGUUAUCUGUCACUUACAUUUGGGGACUUGAAAAAGGACCAGACAAUUCUGCUAAAAAGUUGUAUACAGGGUGAGUACAAAAAAAACGAAACCCAAAUGUUGGGACUAUUGUUUU